AUGCUCGCGAACUCCAUGCUCGCCAUGAAGCUGAGGGCCGCCCUGGCUGCCCAGGGACGACGAACGCAGGCUGCGGCGCAGUUACAGGCGCAGCCUCCUUCGGCGGUGCAGGCGCAGCCUCCUUCGGCGGUGCAGGCGCAGCCUCCUUCGGCGGUGCAGGCGCAGCUCCCGCCGUCCCCUCCGGCUGCGCACGCGCCGACUCUCGAGGCCGUCGGCGAGGACUCGAUCCGCGUGACGUGGGCGGUGCCGCGAGGCGUCGCCAAGCCCCAGGCGCAUGCCGAAAUCAGCUUGCGCGUCGAGGGAUCAUCGCGCUGGCUGCGGGUCGACGCUGUGUCCGGAAAGCUGGACGAGCCGGACGCUCUGCCGCUGCCGCUCGAGACGACCUGCUGCGUGGUCAAGAGCAUCGACCCGCAGGUCACGUACGUUGCGCGCGUCCGCCUCGGCAAUCAGUCUGGCUGGGGUCCCGACUCGCCUUCCAGCAAGGGGCUGCAGCUGGCCGCGCUGACGCCGAUCGCUCCCGCCGCACCGAUUCUCGAGGCGGUCAAUUCCACAAGCCUGCGCGUGCACUUUACGCUGCCGCCUGUUCGGCCGGGCACGCCGGCCUCGCCAUCUUCGCCAAUUUCCGCGAUCGCCAUCUUUGUCCAGCCCGAUGGCGGUGCGUGGCAGUUGCUGGACGCCACGUCGUCAACUCUUACGGCCGGCACCGGCAACGCCUUCCUGCCAGCAGCGUCGCGUGCUCUCGCCAAGGGACUUUCCGAGGGCGUGACCUACAAGGCAAAGAUCCGAGCGAAGAGCGUCUGCGGCUGGGGUGAGUUCUCCCCGAUCAGCGAGCCGCUGCAGCUUCACUUCAAGCCGACCGCUCCCGCCGCGCCGGUUCUCGAGGAGGCGCUGGACGCGACGAGCAUGCGCGUGCACUACACGCUGCCGCCUGUCCGGCCGGGCACUCCGGCACACAAAUGGCUCGCCAUCCAUGUCCAGCCCGAUGGCGGUGCGUGGCAGGUGCUCGACGCUUUAUCCUCCACUCUGAGCGACACACCGCGAAAGGUCGUCCAGCUGCUCUCGGGAAGCCCAUCGUAUGCUGUUGUCAAGGGGCUGUCUGAGGGCGUGACCUACCGAGCCAGGGUCCACACGGAGAACAUCCACGGCUGGAGCGCUUUCUCGCCGAUCAGCGAGCCGCUGCAGCUGCCGGUGUCGGAGGUGGAGGUCACGGGCAGCAGGUCGCGCGAGGAGCGCGACGCCGAGCUCCGCAAGCGCGCGGUGGACGUCGACGCGGAGGUCGUGGAACUCGACGCCUCGCCCUGCCCCAAGCGGGCGAGGUAG
Emiliania huxleyi CCMP1516 is the source of this 1320-nucleotide messenger RNA. RefSeq lists its product as hypothetical. The coding region runs from base 1 to 1320 and encodes 439 amino acids. Gene Ontology annotation, molecular function: protein binding. The transcript has a single exon. Lineage: Eukaryota; Haptophyta; Isochrysidales; Noelaerhabdaceae. The record is from RefSeq and is a predicted model, not a curated record.